AUGGCUCUUGCCUCGAUUUCCGGAUAUGACAAAGUUUUUCGAGAUGAACUUUCAUGUCCGUUACAGGGCGAGGAAUUACUUUCAAAAGAAGGUUUUCCUCUUAGUCCUUUUUUGGAUGCCAAGGGCUUCGUUAACGCCCAUUUUGGCAUGACUGACAAAGGAAAUGAUCGCUCGAAGCUUCACUUCUACAAAGGAACAACUACCCUGAGCUUCAUCUAUACUGGCCUAACCGAAAAUGACAAGGGCGGAAUUAUCAUGGCAGCUGAUUCGCGAGCCACUUCUGGGGAAUUCAUUGCCUCGAGUACAGUGAAAAAAAUCCUGGAAGUGACCGAUCACAUAAUGGGCACUUUGGCAGGUGGUGCGGCGGACUGUCAGUUUUGGUUACGUGUCCUUUCAAAGCACUGCAGACUGUUCGAACUUCAGAACAAAGAAAAGGUAACGGUUUCCGCGGCUUCCAAGUUGUUGCAAAAUGUUUUAUACAGUUAUAAAGGGAUGGGACUCUCUUUUUGUAACUGUAAUUUUAGGGGAUCAUACUUGCCGGAUUCGAUAAAAAGCGGGUUGCGUAUCAAGGGAGAAAUGUUUUCAUGCGGUUCCGGUUCACUGAACGCAUACGGAAUUUUGGACACUUUUUACAAGCCGAAGAUGACUGACGAAGAGGCUUAUAAUUUGGGUCGGAAAGCGAUCAUGCACGCGACGUAUCGCGAUAUCGGUUCUGGAGGAUUCUGCAACUUGUUUCACAUCACUGAGUCUGGUUGGUACUCGGUCGGAAUGCAGGAUGCCUCCGAAAUGUCUUACGAAUUCCUGAAAAGUAUCGAAUAUAAGCCUAUAUUUUAA
Messenger RNA from Soboliphyme baturini, 834 nucleotides. The record is from the annotation of a GenBank genome assembly. Lineage: Eukaryota; Metazoa; Nematoda; Enoplea; Dioctophymatida; Soboliphymatidae.